Messenger RNA from Cryptococcus deneoformans JEC21, 1843 nucleotides. RefSeq lists its product as hypothetical. Lineage: Eukaryota; Fungi; Basidiomycota; Tremellomycetes; Tremellales; Cryptococcaceae. Gene Ontology annotation, molecular function: structural constituent of ribosome. The transcript has 3 exons. Gene Ontology annotation, cellular component: mitochondrial large ribosomal subunit. The coding region runs from base 63 to 878 and encodes 271 amino acids. The record is from RefSeq and is a predicted model, not a curated record.
UGAAAUUUCGAGCCUUCCGAAGACACAAUACAAGUCCCAAAUUCAUCUCAAAAUCAUCCAACAUGUCCUUUUCCACUCGCUCAAUAUCACGAGCGGCUGUGUCCGGCUCAAGAUCAGCGGCCCAGGUCCGCUUCUCCUCGACAGCCCCUCCUUCUCUUACCGCUUCGCUCCUUCUCUCUCGCCCUCCUCUUCUUACACCAACGCCUACGCCUUUUGAAUCAGCUUAUUACUCGCACUCUCGAUCAGUCGCCCACGCCCUUUCUUCCCCUCUUCCUCUUGAUUUUUACUUCAAGACUGGCUCUCUUCCCUUGCGCAGACACCUCGUUGCGGAACACGCUUUUGUUUCUGAGACAUAUGGGAAAAAGCUGUCAGGCAAAGCCCCCGAUGUUGGAGACAUUCCUCCAGAGACGGAAUACGAAAUCAUUGAGCGUGAUCGGUGGGAGAAAGCCGAUGCUAAGCGAGGAGAGAAGAGUUUGGAGAGAAAGCCAGAGGAAGAAGUAUAUUGUUUGGUGCUGAAGGGCAAGGAAAAAGAGGGCAAAUGGACAUUCCCUGACGUGAAAGUAGGCAAAUUAGAAGCAUUGGAUGAGGCUGUGACAAGGGGCAUCACAGGUGUGGAAGGCAGCUUAGGAGGAAAAGGCAUGGAUAGCUGGUUGGUUACCAGGAAGCCUGUUGGGAUGGUCAAGGACGGAGAGUCAAGAACAUUCUUCAUACGAGGUCAUAUCUUGGGGGGCGAACCCACACUCUCUCCUUCCUCACCGUACUCUUCUUGGGCUUGGCUCACUGCUCCUGAAGUCGAAGCCAGACUUCGUCAACAAGGCGAUGAGAAACUUUGGGAGGGUGUUAAGGGGAUGUUCGGCAUACCGAAGAAUGAAGCUUAGAGUAGACGAUGCAUAGGUAUAAACAUGGCCAUGCGUGCUAAUAUUUGAUGGGGUAGAAAUCUACUUCAUGAUGUUUAUUCCGUUUCCUCUGCACCGAAUCGAAUCCAAAGGCCACCCUACGUUACUCAUCAACUGAAAUCCGCUUUCACAUUCGAUAUUUUAUUCACCUUUAUGGCCAAGACGACGUCGGCAACUAUCCACACCUUAUCUCGUCCUCCCCUAGCGCGCCCGUCACCACCUUCGGGCGUCAUCCACUCUUUUGGAAGAACAGUCUCCGGCGGUUGAGCAUCAAGAGCCAGCUGAACAGUGGUAUUGUGGCCGACCAAAGUACCUACGUGAGCAAUAUGUCGGAAGAAAUAUACCAGAAAAGUGUGCGUUAUAGCCAACGCAAAUGACUGGCCGAGACACUAUUUCACCAUCAACAAUUUUCACACAUUUGUAGGAUAUUACCAACCAUCCUAGGCCCAAGGUUCCAACUCAUGAAACCUUCUUUCUCUUUCCCUAGCCCCCCUCCUUCCAGCCAUCUGUCGGGGUUAAACACCUGAGCAUCCUCUCCCCAUACCGCUGGAUCACGUUGCAUCAAUAUGGUGGCGAGUAUGAUAGAAGUGUUUGCCGGCAUGUAAGCUAAGUGAUUGGGUGUGGGUAGCAAUGAAGGACGGAGAGUGCGACGAAUGCUAAGGAAGGGGUUGAUUAGUCAUGACAUACCGAAAAAAACCGGCUACUUACUUGAGAGGAACAGGGGGGAAAAGACGGAGUACUUCGUUGAUAAACGCUCGACCUGGCUCAUGUGCAUCAGAUAAAUCUCAUCAGAACUAGCGCCUUGAAAUCAGCAACUUACAAUACCUCAAUUGGCGGAUAGUGUCCUUGGUAACCUCACAUUCUUGAUUAGCUAUUGUAAAGACUUCGUCUUUAAGCCUAGCUGCGAAAUCAGGAUGGAGCACAAUCGCAUAGACAGAAAAUGUGAG